This is a messenger RNA of Fusarium odoratissimum NRRL 54006, 631 nucleotides long. RefSeq lists its product as uncharacterized. Bases 61 to 498 code for a protein of 145 amino acids. The record is from RefSeq and is a predicted model, not a curated record. NCBI's taxonomy places the organism in Eukaryota, Fungi, Ascomycota, Sordariomycetes, Hypocreales, Nectriaceae. The transcript has a single exon.
ACUCUUCACACAAACAAACAACUCUUCCCAACUACAUCUCUUCCACUUUCAACCAUCAAAAUGAAGUUCACCGCCGCUCUCAUCGCUCUCGUCUCCGCCACCGGCGCAGUCGCAGCCCCUGCCCCCGCCGACUCCGUCUCCAUGAUGGCCGCCUCUCCCCAGUGGACAAUCCAGUCUCUCUCCCGCUCAUGCGACAAGGCUGAUACCACCUGCACCUGGAACUUCAAGAUCAACACCGGCAGCGGCGCCGCCACCGCCUGCAAGUACGUCGUCAAGGGCAAGCCCGCCUCCAAGGCCAACGGCGGCCCUGCCAAGUGCGGCACCUUCACCAUCACCUCUGGCUGGAGCGGCCAGUUCGGCGCCGACAAGGGCUUCACCACCCUCUCGGUCGUCAGCAGCAAGAAGCAGAUCAUCUACCCCAGCUACACUGAUAAGCAGCUCGCUGGUGGCAAGGUUGUCAAGCCUGACCAGAGCUACUCCCCCGCUGCUCUCCCUUAAACGGUUAUGAGAUUACGAUUUAGAUGGAGGAUAUGAUUUAGAGGAUGAGCGAUAGUAAUGUUAAUAAUUAGAGGGUGGAUUAGAAGAAUAUAUAUCAAUAUAGACUAAAUAAUCUGUUACACACCAUUUCAUG